Molecule: messenger RNA, 513 nt
Organism: Dibothriocephalus latus
Lineage: Eukaryota; Metazoa; Platyhelminthes; Cestoda; Diphyllobothriidea; Diphyllobothriidae
Source: the annotation of a GenBank genome assembly
UCAUUUGAGAAUCCCGUCAAUAGCGUAGCUGAACAGGAUAGGCAACAGAAUGCAAUAUUUUUGCAUCCCAGCGCGAAGAUUGAAAGACUAAAAAGGUUCAUUGUGAAUCAGAACUCAAGCAGUACUGAAGCUUUAACCGACGAGACGCGCAGUGUAGUGCAUUUCCACUAUAUGCGGUGGCCGGACUUUGGCGUUCCUGUUUCUCCGAGUAGUAUGCUCAACUUCCUCUGGAGUGUUCGCCGCACUGGCGUUCUCGACGACCCCGAAUUCCCCUGUGUCAUCCACUGCAGUGCUGGUGUUGGAAGAUCAGGAACCUUCGUGCUUAUCGAUUUGGCUCUUGCUCUAAAGCAAUUAUAUGUUCUUGUAUCUGGACGGUUCCGCAACAGUCUUUUAUACAAUUCUGGGAAAACCAAAUCGUUAACCGAGGUGCUGCUGUACUUGACCAAGAGGGGCACACUCACGGAGGAGUUUUCACACAACAGUUCCCAUUUCGAAAACGAGAUCCCCGUUUAA